Messenger RNA from Trichomonas vaginalis G3, 1092 nucleotides. Its product is annotated as protein tyrosine/serine/threonine phosphatase protein. The transcript has a single exon. Gene Ontology annotation, biological process: negative regulation of MAPK cascade; protein dephosphorylation. The record is from RefSeq and is a predicted model, not a curated record. Gene Ontology annotation, molecular function: MAP kinase tyrosine/serine/threonine phosphatase activity; protein tyrosine/threonine phosphatase activity. Bases 1 to 1092 code for a protein of 363 amino acids. Lineage: Eukaryota; Parabasalia; Trichomonadida; Trichomonadidae. Gene Ontology annotation, cellular component: cytoplasm.
AUGGGCAUUGGCUUAAGUGUUGACUCAUAUUUGGAUAGUAAAGCAGAUGGCGCUAAGUCAAUUUUGCUCCUUCAGUAUGAGAAUGAACAGUUACAACCAGUUCCUUUCACAGAAUUUAUAGAGAAUCCUUUAGCCUUUACAACAAAGCCACUUGUAUGCUUAGAACCUACUCAGCAAUCAGAUGCACCAAUCGUUUCAACGCCGGUUUCUAACAGGUCUCUUACAGACACAAUGAGACUAUUCCAUCAACAUUUUAGAAUACAGAAUUUUAAGUUACAGACCCAAUAUGUUUGGAUGUUUGCUUCCAACAAACUUCCAUCCACUACAAUAAAUGAGCUAAUGACUUAUUUAAGAAAGGCCCCAUUGCAGAAUUAUACCUGCAAUGCUGCAGUUGCUCCUUCAUCUAUAUUUUCAGACUUAGGUGGAAUUAAUUCCCUCAAGUUUGCUUUAAAGCCACCUAGCCCUACUCAGCGUUGCCGCGCAUCUUCCCCACUCAGAACUGCUGGUCAGAUGUGUGGUGCAAACGUUAAUCUCUUCUCAAGAAGAUCUCAUCAAGUUGGCAUGAAUGCAACCUUUGUUCUUCCAGUAAUCACAAACCAGGGUAAUAUUGAAGAGAGAUUCCCUGAUGAAAUGAAUCUUGUUGACGAAGGCGUUUUUGUCGGAAGCGAACGUGCUGCUGCCAAUAAACAAGCACUUCUUGACAAUCAUAUUACUCAUAUUAUUAACUUAUCCGGUAACACAUCUAAGAACCACUUCCCAGAAACAUUCAACUACUUUACAGUUAAAAUGAACGAUAACGACUUUGAAGAAAUACCGAACGAAUUUUGGGAAGCAUUAACAUACCUCAAGAAGGCCCGUGAUGAGGGUGGAAUUGUUCUUGUUCAUUGUAGAAUGGGUUAUUGCCGUUCUCCAGCCCUGGUUGCCGCAUACAUGUCAGAUGAAAAGAAGAUUUCAAUAGAUAACGCACUCUCUCUUAUUCAAUCCAAGCGUCCAGAGGUGAGUGUUAACCCCGGAUUCUUAGAUCAGCUUCAUCUCAGAGAAGAUAAGAAGCGUAAAUCCAAACCACGUUUGUUAAUUAAUACUGUUUUGUAA